This is a messenger RNA of Cyprinodon tularosa, 2018 nucleotides long. RefSeq names its product matrix remodeling-associated protein 8-like. Gene Ontology annotation, cellular component: membrane; cell surface. The coding region runs from base 128 to 1414 and encodes 428 amino acids. The transcript has 10 exons. The record is from RefSeq and is a predicted model, not a curated record. Gene Ontology annotation, biological process: establishment of glial blood-brain barrier; cell adhesion. NCBI's taxonomy places the organism in Eukaryota, Metazoa, Chordata, Actinopteri, Cyprinodontiformes, Cyprinodontidae.
AGCUUCUGAAGACUAAAGACUGCAGCAGCACGAAAGGACCUCAGCAGCAGCUUUGCAAACUUUUCAGGGGUUUAAUAACUGAUGUGAAUAUCACCACCUCUGACGGAUCCACAUAUCUGAGAAGAAGAUGCACCUUGAUAUGAAUCGCCUGCAGAUUCUUGCUGUGCUCUUCCUGCAAGGAGCUUGGGGUCAAAACAGCAGCAGCAGCGGUGGUGGUGGUGUGGUGGUGGAGACCAAGAACAUUACCCUCCCUGCAGGCUCCAGGGCCGUGCUGCCCUGUCAGAGCCCCCGCAUGGUGUGGACCCAGGACAGACUGAAGGACCGUCAGAGGGUGGUGCACUGGGAUGUCGUCUAUAGCAGCCCUCCAUAUUCGGUGGAGCGAGUUUUGGACAUGUCACCUGGAGCUCGUCGGAGGGUUUACAACGGCUUUAAUAAGGGCCGCGUUUCUAUAUCAGACUCUGCUUUCACUGAUGGAAAUUUCUCGCUUUUCAUCAACAAUGUACUGACAAGCGACAAAGGAGUUUAUACUUGUAAUUUGCACCAUCACUACUGUAAGAUUCACCAGUCCAUCCAGAUCCAGCUCAAUGUAACUAAGUCAGCUCGGAAAGAGAAACGCUACUGGGAUGGAGAGAAGACUGUGCUUGUGGUCCUGUUGGGAAGCUCAGUUAUGCUGCCCUGUGUGAACCGGCUUGCCCUGUGGAGAGACGGAGUGCAGGAGGACCAGCAGCAGGUGGCCCACUGGGACUUCCAGCCUCCUGGGGUACGUCCCAACAAGGCGGACCGACUGGUGGACCUCUAUGCCUCUGGAGAGCGAAGAGAUUACGGGCCACUGUUUGCCCAGAGGAAGAUGAACGUGGCAGAGGAUGCUUUCACAUACGGCGACUUCUCACUUUCCAUCUUUGACCUGAAGCCUGCAUAUAAAGGCCUGUACUCCUGCCACUUGCACCAUCACUACUGUGGUCUGCAUGAGAGACGCGUCUUCAGGCUCACUGUGGGACCUCCGGUUCCACUCGAACCCACAACCGCUCCUAAAAUCUAUGUGAAUGACGAGCAAGAAAAAAAGCCGGAGGAGGUCUCAGGGGAAGAUGGUCCACGCGUGGUAAACGUCUUCCUCCCUGAACAGCGAGGUUAUUUUGUCCAGCAUUUGGGCUACUUCCUGGCAACCUUCCUGCUACUGGCCUUCAUUGUCUUCGCUGUCAUCAUGCUGACUAGGCGACGGAAGAAGAGAGGACUGGAGUAUGAAAUGGGUAGAUCUGUUAGGGCCAGCAUAAUCAGUGGAGGUGAGAUGGCAUUAGAAUGCACAGAGCUGAGGACUUACAAUCAGGAACCUUUGAAUUCAGAUUACAAAAAUAACCUACUGAAAGAAAGAGAUAUGGUUAAAGAGUGUAAUAAGGAAUUCGAUGGCAGGAUGUGAAGUGAGUGUGAUAUUUCUGAGAUGCUGCUGGCAGGUCCAGGGCAAAAACCGGAGGCGUAGAGGAUGACAGAGAGAACGGAGGAGAAAAUAAAAAAUAACACAGGAAAUCAAGGAGAAAACACAAGAGGAUUACUCCCUCUGCUGUAACAUGAGAGAACAAAGCUUUUUCAGUUAAAGGCUUAACUUUUUCUUUUGACUUUUUCUUCCUUACACGUAUAACUUGCAAUUUCAUCAGCAUUACUAUAGAUACAUUUUGUCCAUAUACCUGUAUGUUUCAUUUAUUUCAGUUUUGAAACAUUAAGUUUAUGGAAAUAAGUUCCUAAUGUUAAUUUUUUUUUGCACAAAUUCAGUUUGCUACAACAUAUAACUCAAGAUAUUUCAAAGGCUAUUUUCUUAAUAUGGGCAGUGUGGCUCUCAGCCCAGGGUGGGAUCUAUUUUGGAGCGAUAUGAGGACUUUGUCAAUUCCACCUAAAUGAGUUUUCUAUUGCUUGUUUUGCUUGUACAGUCCACUGUGUUGUGAAGGCAUGCCAGUGUCGUGCAACUACUUCUGAAACUUUGUUUCCGUUAAUGUAAAAAUAAAAUAAAUAAAUCUUUCUUUCUCAAA